This is a messenger RNA of Myotis myotis, 5677 nucleotides long. It is a transcript of the gene SACK1H, whose product is annotated as family with sequence similarity 83 member H. Bases 199 to 4305 code for a protein of 1368 amino acids. NCBI's taxonomy places the organism in Eukaryota, Metazoa, Chordata, Mammalia, Chiroptera, Vespertilionidae. The record is from RefSeq and is a predicted model, not a curated record. Gene Ontology annotation, cellular component: keratin filament. The transcript has 5 exons. Gene Ontology annotation, biological process: positive regulation of cell migration; intermediate filament cytoskeleton organization; protein localization to cytoskeleton. Gene Ontology annotation, molecular function: keratin filament binding.
CUCCCCGCGUGGCUCGGCCCCCGAGUCGCCCGCGAGGCCCACAGGCAGAGCCAGGGCUGGGGCUGUGGCACCGUGGGCACCAGCCAAGGGGCAGGGCGGGCACAGGGCAGCCGCCUCAGGGGGCCCACUGUCGUCUCCCGGGCCCCCUCUGGGCCCCCAGGAUCCAGGGCCCCUGGGAGCCAACGCCGGAUCCGGACCAUGUCUGGGCGACGGAGCCGAGCGCGAAAGCCCCGCGCCAGGAGGGCGGGCCGGGCACAGCAGGCUCCGGGGCAGCAGGGCCCUGAGGCCGAGCCCCCGCCCCCCGACGCAGGGGGCCCUCUGGACGAGACAGGGGUGGCCCUUUCGGGGCACGUGACCGGUAGCCAGCCAGCUCCCCCGGGGCAUCCCCAGGUGGCCAGGCCAGAGCAGCCACAGGCAGCGGAGAGGCCAGUGCCGGCUGCUGCUCCGGGGUCCGAGCUGGUACCAGUCCCCGCGGCGGACAUGGAGGACGGCCGGCCGGGGGGCCGCACGCGCAGCCUGGGUGCCGAGCUGCUGAGGCUCCACGAGGUCCAGCUGUGCCUGGCCCAGGAGCAGCAGCUGCUGGCGGACCGCCGACGGCAGGUCCAGCUGCAGAUGCAGCUGUGGCAGGAGGAGCAGCUGUGGCGGGAGCAGCUGUGGCAGGAGGAGCAGCUGUGGCUGCAGCAGUUGCAGGAGGAGCAGGCCUGGGUGCGCAUGGAGGGGCUGGAGCUGGCCAUGGCCCUGGAGCAGCUCCAGAGCGAGGGCCUUGAGGUGCUGCAGACCCAAGGCCAGGCCCCCGGCCUCAACAUGGCCCGUCGCUCCCAGAGCUCCUCCCAGGGCGACAACCCCCUGGCACCAGGGUACCUGCCACCUCACUACAAAGAGUACUACCGCCUGGCAGUGGACGCGCUGGCGGAGGGCGGGCCCGAGGCCUACAGCCACUUCCUGGCAACCGAGGGGGCACCCGCCUUCCUGUGUCCUGAGGAGCUGGACCACGUGAGCCGCCACCUGCGGCCCCCACAGUAUGUUGCCCCAGAGCCCCCCGAAGGCAGCCCUCCCAACGUGGACAUGGACGGCUCCUCGGGCACCUACUGGCCCAUGAACUCAGACCAGGCGGUGCCUGAGCUGGACCUGGGCUGGCCCCUGACCUUCGGCUUCCAGGGCACGGAGGUCACCACACUGGUGCAGCCACCACCCCCCGACAGCCCCAGCAUCAAGGAUGAGGCUCGGAGGAUGAUCCGCUCUGCCCAGCAGGUGGUGGCUGUGGUGAUGGACAUGUUCACCGACGUGGACCUCCUCAGCGAAGUGCUGGAGGCCGCCGCGCGCCGCGUCCCCGUCUACAUUCUCCUGGACGAGAUGAACGCGCAGCACUUUCUGGACACGGCGGACAAGUGCCGCGUCAACCUGCACAACGUGGAUUUCCUGCGGGUGCGCACCGUGGCCGGCCCCACCUACUACUGCCGCACGGGCAAGUCCUUCAAGGGCCACGUGAAGGAGAAGUUCCUCUUGGUGGACUGCGCCGUGGUGAUGAGCGGGAGCUACAGCUUCAUGUGGUCCUUCGAGAAGAUCCACCGCAGCCUGGCGCACGUGUUCCAGGGGGAGCUGGUCUCCAGUUUCGACGAGGAGUUCCGCAUCCUCUUCGCACAGUCUGAGCCACUGGUGCCCUCGGCCGGGGCGCUGGCCCGCAUGGACGCUUACGCCCUGGCUCCAUACUCCGGGGCCGGGCCUCUGAUGGCCAGUCAGAUGCCCGGGGCGCCAACUCCUUUCUGCUUCCCCAAACGAGCGCACCUCCUGUUCCCACCAGCCCGGGAAGAGGGCCUCGGCUUCCCCUCCUUCCUCGACCCUGACCGCCACUUCCUGUCGGCCUUCCGCCGGGAGGAGCCACAGCGGAUGCCCGGGGGCGCCCUGGAGCCGCACACCGGGCUGCGGCUACAGUCGCGACGGUGGGACACGGAGGCCGGACCCGGGGCCGAGCUCGCAGGCCCGCGGGGCUUCUUCCAGGCCCGACACCUGGAGAUGGACUCCUUUAAGCGGCACAGCUACGCGGCCGCCGAUGGCGCGGGUGCCGUGGAGAACUUCGCGGCCGCGCGGCAGGUGUCCCGACAGUUCCUCGCCCACGGGGACGACUUCCGCUUCCAGACCAGCCACUUCCACCGCGACCAGCUCUACCAGCAGCAUUACCAGUGGGACCCGCAGUUCGGCUCGGGGCGCCCACAGGGCCUGUUCGAGAAGCUGCGCGCGGGCCGCCCCGGCUUCGCAGACCCCGAGGACUUCGCGCUGGGCGCUGGGCCUCGUUUCCCGGAGCUGGGCCUGGACACCCACCAGCGGCUGGACUAUGUGCCGUCCAGUGAGUCGCGCGAGGUCCGCCAUGGCUCAGACCCAGCCUUUGGGCCCCGGGGCCUGGAACCCAGUGGGGCGCCGCGCCCCAACCUGGGCCUGCGCUUCCCCUGCCAGGCAGCGGCGAGGCUGGGCCCGGAGGCGGGGCUGGAGGCAGAGCCUGAGCGCAGGGUGGGGCCGGAGGGGCGGGCGGGGCUGCGGCACUGGCGCCUGGCCUCCUACCUGAGCGGCCGCCACGGGGAGGACGCGGGUGAAGAGGGCCUGCCGGGCCCCAUGGAGUCCGAGGCCUACGAUGACGAUGUGCUGGUUUCCGGGGGCCGGGCGACCGCGGGGGACCUGCUGCCCUCAUCCUUCCGCGGGCCCUCGAUCUUCCCGGCCAAGGGCUCCGGCAGCGGGAGCGGCGAGGGCCCGGAGGAGACGGGCCUGGCCACGCAGGACUCGUUCCGCUCUCGGCUGAACCCGCUGAUCCAGCGCAGCUCUCGGCUCCGCUCCUCGCUCAUCUUCGCGUCGCAGGCGGAGGGCGCAGGCGGGGCCGCCACCGAAAAGGUGCAGCUGCUGCACAAGGAGCAGGCGGUGCACGAGGCGCUGGGCCCCGGGGGCGAGGCCGUCCGCUCCGCCGCCUCCACCAAGGUGGCCGAGCUCCUGGAGAAGUACAAGGGUCCAGCGCGCGACGCCAGCGGCGCCCCGGCCACCGCAGUCACCGCCUCCAGCCACAGCAAAGCGGUCAAGUCCCAGGCAUGGCGGGAGGAGGCGGCAGUGUCGGGAAACGCGGCAGCCGAGCGGCGCAGCCUGGAGAGCUGCCUGCUCGACCUCCGUGACUCCUUCACGCAGCGGCUGCACCAGGAGGCCGAGCGGCAGCCCGGCGCCGCCACGCUCACCGCCGCCCAGUUGCUCGACACGCUGGGCCGGAGCGGCCCUGGCCCCGACCGGCUGCCCUCCCGCUUCCUCCUGAACCAGGGCCUCUCCUCUUCCCUGCAAGGGCAGGACAGCUCCCCCGUGGACGCGUCCCAAUCGGAGCCAAAAGGGAACCCCACCUCCGCCUACCCCGAGCGGAAGGGGAGUCCCACUCCUGGGUUUCCCCCGCGCAGAGGCAGCCCGACCGCAGGAUUCGCUGAGCGCCAGGGGAGCCCCACCUCCCCCUACCCUGAGCGCAAGGGCAGCCCAGUGCCCCCCGUGCCCGAGCGCCGGGGCAGCCCAGUGCCCCCCGUGCCCGAGCGCCGGGGCAGCCUCACCCUUCCCUUCUCGGGAGAGGCUCCGAAGGCCGGGCCCGCCGAGGAGACGCCCACUGGCCCCAUGGAGGUGCUGCGCAAGGGCUCCCUGCGCCUCCGGCAGCUGCUGAGCCCCAAGAGCGAGCGGCGUGCAGAGAAUGAGGGCGGCUUUCCGGCGCCGCAGGAGAACGGGCAGCCCGAGAGCCCCCGGGGGCCCGAGAGCCCCCGACGGCCUUCACUGAGCCGGGGAGACAGCGCGGAGGCUGCCGCCGGGGAGGAGCGGGGUCUGCGGGCGCGCACGGCUUCGGCCACGGCCAACGCCCUGUACAGCAGCAACCUGCGGGACGACACCAAAGCCAUCCUGGAGCAGAUCAGCGCCCACGGCCAGAAGCACCGCGGGGCCCCCGCCCCCGCCCCGGCCCACAGCAGCCCGGAGCUGGGCCGCCCGCCGGCAGCCAGUGGCCUGGCUCCUGACAUGUCCGACAAGGACAAAUGUUCAGCGAUCUUCCGCUCAGACAGCCUGGGGGCCCAGGGCCGGCUGAGCCGCACGCUGCCCGCCAGCGCCGAGGAGCGCGACCGGCUGCUGCGCCGCAUGGAGAGCAUGCGCAAGGAGAAGCGCGUGUACAGCCGCUUCGAGGUUUUCUGCAAGAAGGAGGAGGCCGGCGGAGGCGCCGGGGAGGGCCCGGCCGAGGAGGACGCCCGGGACAGCAAGGUGGGCAAGUUCAUGCCCAAGAUCCUGAGUACGUUCAAGAGCAAGAAGUGAGGGUCCGGCCGGGGUCUCCGCAUCCCUGCUGCCUGCCCGCAGGGCACUCGGUCCUCGGGCGCAGAAGCUAGGAACCCGGAUGAGCACAGCCAGAGCUCGGCCCCCCUGGGGCUCACCCCGUGCCUGCCCUGGCCUCUCCGUUUGGGGGCUGCAGCCCUCGCUGCCCCCCUGCCUUAUUCCCCCCACUCCCAUCUCUGCUCAGCACCUCCAUCUCCAGGCCCCGCCUCCCCCUCCUUAGGCAUCUGCCUCCACCAUCUCUGGGCUUCAGGUCCCCUCUGGGCCUUCAUGCACCUCAGGGACCCAUCCCUUUGUGCCUUAUCCCCAGUUCUCUGGGGACCUCGCGUCUCAGGGCUUCUGUGUCUCAGGGUUCCCCUCUGCCCACCCUCCUGGCUACGCCCCAUCUUCACUCCGCUGCCUCUGCCGUCUCCUGGCUGCCUCGUCCUCUCUCUGGGCCUCCCACCUCCUCAGGACCUCCCAUCUCCAUCUCCAUCUGUGGUCGCUGGAGGCUCACUUCCUGCCGGUCCAUCUGCCUUCUACCGGCUUGCUUGGGGGCCCAUCCUCUCCAUGCAGGGAGGUAGAGCAGCGAGGGGGGGGGGGGCAAAGGGAUCCUGGAAGGGCUGCCCUGCCCCCCCAGACCUGAGCAGACCUGGCCACCUCUCCGGCAAGGUCCUGGGCCAGGAUGACAGCACCAAGCCUCAGUGAUGGAUGGUGUGGGGCCCCAGCCUGGUGAAGGGUCCCCAUAUGCCCUGACGGCCACAGCCAGUCAGAAAGGGGCUGGGUGCGGAGCGCCUGACCUGUGCAGGUGAGGGCAGAGGAUGGCCUAGCGGCUCCUGAGCCCCAGCCCAUUGGUCCCCUGCAUCCUCUCCUCUUGGUCACAACGUGCCAAGUCUGCCCUCCAUGCUGCUUACCUUUCCUGUACCCUCACCAGCAGUGACUGGGUUUAAAAUGACACCUUUUGGCACCAAGUGCUUGGAAAGUCUCCCGCCACAGGUGCUGCACUUGUGAAGUGAGUGCUUCUGAUAUUUCUUCUCAAAUAGCUUUUGGUUUUUUAAGUGUAAGAGUCCCAGUCGCACAGAUGGAAAAGGGUUUAAGAAACGGCACUGCACAAAGGCAACUGCCCAGGGAGGGAUGACGGCGAGGACUUGUCCUUGGGUGGCAAAGGUCACGUGGAGCUGGAUGAGCUGGAGUUUGCCGACAAAUGUUUCCGUGUGCCCUGGUGCUUAGGAGGGCCUACGGGGGACCCUUCUGGCCACCAGAGGCCAGUGGCUGGGCCCCUCAAAGCCUCCUGUCUGCACCCCCAUGUCUUGCUGAGUGGCACAGCUCCUCACUGUGAUUCUUAACAUUUUGAUGGUAAUAAAACACCAGCACAGAA